This is a messenger RNA of Vanessa atalanta (red admiral), 5211 nucleotides long. RefSeq names its product Down syndrome cell adhesion molecule-like protein Dscam2. Bases 672 to 4730 code for a protein of 1352 amino acids. The record is from RefSeq and is a predicted model, not a curated record. Gene Ontology annotation, cellular component: axon; plasma membrane. Gene Ontology annotation, molecular function: protein binding. Gene Ontology annotation, biological process: axon guidance; cell-cell adhesion. The transcript is spliced from 33 exons. NCBI's taxonomy places the organism in Eukaryota, Metazoa, Arthropoda, Insecta, Lepidoptera, Nymphalidae.
GCGAGCCGGCCCGCCCGCCGCCACCACCGCCCCACGUAAAACGGUGCAGAGGACAGUUGAACGAGUCGCAAUAUGUUGGCGGAGAUAUAUAUUCCCGAGACCUGAGAGAGGAUCAGGAAGUUGAUCUGAGAAAUUUCCUGCACAACCAACUUAUUCAAUCUGACAAGGAGGACAAUUGCAUUGAGUUGAAUGCUGCCUACUUCACUUGCGACAGUGUGAAGAAAAUACUCAAGGAAGCCAAGAAAAACCACGACUUUCUUAUAUGGUGCUCAUUAGUGAAGAAAACCAACAGCGUUCGCAUCAAACGAAAACGCCUUAAACGAUCCUCUGAUUCUCGACCAGAGCUCGUGUAUACGUUUAUUGAGCAAGCGGUACAGCCAGGAGCGCAAGUAGCGUUAAAAUGUUCGGCUGUUGGUGAACCACCUCCUCGAUUUCGAUGGUCGUUAGAUGGUCAACCAAUACCGUCGCAUCAUGGGGCAAUAAUAACAGAAGGACGGGAAACCGGACCCAGCAGUAUCGGGUCGAGUAACAAUUACAUACUGUCGACAUUGUCACUGAACAGUGCCAGGGUUGAACAUGGCGGACGUUACGAGUGUCGGGCUACAAAUAAUCACGGCUCAAUCGCACAUGCUGCUCGGCUGAAUGUUUACGGUCCUCCAUAUAUCCGCGCCAUGAACCCAGUAAAGGCGGUCGCUGGAUCUGACGUCACAAUUUGGUGUCCUUAUUAUGGGUUCCCAAUUGAUUCAGUAAAAUGGGAAGGCGGGGUAGCAAACGAUCCGCGUUACCAGCAAUCUGAAGGGCAACUUACUAUAACGAAUGUCGAUCGCACGCGAGACAGAGGCGGUUGGAUUUGUUCUGUUCUGACUCCUGGAGGAGAAUUAGCGAGGAGAGAGGUGCAAAUGAACGUCGUGUCACCGCCCGUGCUGUCGCCCAUCGUGUUCCCGCCCGGCCUGCGCGCGGGCGACCGAUCACAACUCACCUGCACCGUCACCUCCGGAGACAUGCCUGUCUACUUUUCUUGGCUCAAGGAUCAGAUGCCUAUAUCUAGCGUGCUUCAGGUGGACGAGCGAGGUGCUGAGUUCUACAGCAUGCUCCUGUUCAAGAGUCUGACCGCAGCGCACAGCGGCGUCUACACUUGCGUCGUCACCAACACCGCCGGGAAGGCAAACAUGUCCGCCGAGCUAGCCAUUAAGGUUCCGCCAUAUUGGCAAAUAGAGCCGUUGGAUGGUGCUGUGCUGUUGAAUGGAUCACUAACAGUCAGCUGCGAAGCAAGGGGCCAUCCACCACCCGCAAUAUAUUGGACAAAGUUUACUGGUAGUACAGAGACGGCUUUGGGUGGAGUAUCUGAUCCGGUAGUGCUCGGUAAUGGCUCGUUGAGGCUCGAGUCGGCCCGCGCGGAACAUUCUGGAAAAUAUCGCUGUAGGGCAGAAAAUGGCGUAGCACCGGCCCUGUCUAAAACUCUAACGAUACACGUUAACGAACCGGCGCGAUUCGAAACACCAUCAGUAAACGUAACAGCGAAGCUGGGAGACACGGUGCGGUUGGCUUGCGUCGCGAGAGGCGACAAUCCUCUAUCUAUGACUUGGAGCCAUUCGGGGAGAGCUUUGCCGAAUUCUGAUUACAGGAUGAGUAUAUCAGAGACUCGCAGUGCGGAGGGACUGCGCAGUGAGCUGGUAAUUGAGAGAGCCGAUAGGAGGGAUUCUGGUGUUUAUCGGUGUCAGGCGUCCAACCCCUACGGCAGGUCGGACCACUUCGUACACCUCGGAGUACAAGAACCACCAGAACCACCGGCCAAUUUUCGAGUACUAGACACUACAUCGCGAUCAAUCCGCUUACAAUGGCGAAGACCUUACGACGGGAACUCCCCGGUGCUGGGCUAUGUAGUGCAAUAUCGCAGGCACGACUCUACUAAUCCCGAUGCUUGGAGAGACGCCGACACACAUAACGUCUCCGUCAAUGCUCACACCAUGGACUCUUAUACUGAGACGGAAGACGCAACGAUAACAGGCUUAGAGCCGGCGACAGCGUACUUGGUGCGCGCACGCACAGUAACGGCGCAAUUCGCGUCUGCACACACGCGCGCACUGCUGGCGCUGACGUCACACGAACCGCCGGCACGCGCGCCCGUUAGUCUGCGCGCGUCCGCUCCGCGCCCGUCCACUAUAGAACUUGCGUGGCAGGCACCACCAACAUCGGCAUGGAAUGGUGAAUUAUUAGGAUAUACGGUAUGGUGGUGGCCUGCCGCUGACGGUACGUUAUCCGGCGGUGCUAGUGUUGGAAUGGAAUUUGCCACAGUUAGGGGACAUGUCACCAAGUAUACUAUUGAAAGUCUCGAACAUUUUACGCGAUAUUCGGUUAGCGUCAGAGCGUUUAAUAGUGCAGGUGCUGGACCAGCUACAGCUCCUGUUAACACUCUUACUCAGGAGAGUGUGCCAUCGGAAGGUCCGCGCGCCGUCCGCUGUCGCGCAGUGUCUCCUCAGAGUCUCAAAGUGGAAUGGUCUCCUCCCCCUGCUCAUGCGCAUCACGGUGCUCUCCUGGGAUACAAGCUGCUUUAUCGUCCGGAGCAUACGACAGACUGGCUGGAGUGGGAGGUGCGAGGCGGCGGCGCGGGCGCGGCGGCGGGCGCGGAGGUGAAGCGCGUGGCGGGCGUGGAGACCUUGCUGCUGGCGCUGCGGCCGCACAGCAACUACACCGUGCAGGCGCUGGCCUACACCGCCGCCGGCGACGGCGUGCCCGCUCAUCCUAUACACUGCACUACGCAGCAGGAUGCUCCAGGACCACCAGCUGCAGUGAAAGUGAUCGCGACAUCCGUUACGUCUUUGGCAGUUAGCUGGUUACCCCCAGGUCGGCCGAAUGGACCUAUUUUGUAUUAUACCGUCUUCUAUCGUGAACUUGGAAGGGACCGUCCUCCACAAACAACCACUGUUCAAGCGGAAGAUGUUGAAAUGUCAGUCGGUCUCGGCGGUUUCACGGAAUUAAGGUCUUUGUCGGAAAGCGCUACAUACGAAGCGUGGGUUGCAGCACAUUCUGCAGCUGGAGAGGGAGAACCAUCUGCACCUCAGCCUGCCACGACUACCUCUAGAGCGGCAGUGAGACUGUUGUCGUUCGGCGUGUGGGCGCGCGUGCAGUGCGGGCGGCCGCUGCGUCUCGCGUGCGCGUGGCGCGGGGAGCCGGCCCCGCGCGCGCGCUGGCUGCGCGGAGACCGGCCCGUCACACACGACCCGCGGACGCAUCUCACACCGCAAGGACAUCUCGCUAUACAUGAAGUGGACGCGCUGACGAGCGGCAACUAUACGUGCUCGGCGCGCAAUUCCUUCGGCUCCGAGGAGGUGACGUACCGCGUGGAGUGCGCCGCGCCACCCGCCGCGCCCGCACUCGUGCUCGAACGCGCCGCACACACCCUGGCGCGCCUCGCCUGGCGUACCACACACCACCCUGCUGCUCCCCCACAUGGUUUUACCAUCUUCUGGGUACGCGUCCGUGAUGACAGCGGUGAGGGUGCGGAACCCACUAGCUCCCGAGGUGAAGAAGAACGUAAAAUAGAAGCAGGUGGAGAAGCAGCUAGUGUGGUGCUGAGAGCCCUAUCAUGUGGAGCAACAUAUUCAGUCAAGGCUGUCGCGCAUUCGAGAGCUGGCUCUUCACCACCAUCUGCCCCCUUACUUGUUCGGACGAAACCUCCAGUACUAGUGUGGGAAGGCGGAGGAAAUCCAGAGAGUGAUCGAGAAGAGGGUGCCGAGGCGGCCGUGUGGAGCAACAGCAGCGCGCUCGCACUCGACGCGCGCAGAGCCGUGCGCUGCUCCGCGAGGCUCGUGCGUCUGCAGUGGAGGCGAGCAGACGCCGGACUAGUCUGGAGGGACGCAGACCUCACCUCUUUGCACCAUCACCGAGAGGUAGUGAUCGGAGGACUGGCGGUAGGCACGUGGUACGCUCUAAAACUAUGGACGGCUACAGAUUCCAGUCGACAACAAGCUGUGAUAUAUGCAGCUACCACGACACAUUCCGGAGAACGUCUCCGACGGCCGGUGGCUUUCCAGACUGAAGGGAUUCCAACAAGCACAGUCAGUAACGGCGACAGCGCAGACCGCGUGCUCGGAGCACUGUCGCUCGCUUUUGCUGCUCUCGCCGCACUUGCCGUGUCUGCACUGCUCCUCGUACUGAUGGCUAAGCGGAGCACGCUACUCUCUUGUGGGGAUCAAAUCGAGGAGGAAACUCGUCGCUGUAGCCACUCCGCAGCCAGUACCGAUAAGUCUGUCUGUCCCGAACAGCAAAACAUACGGAACUGCCAACAUGACUACAAGCAUGACAAACUGUCCCCGGCAUCCGGUGAGAAUUUAUAUGUAUACGAGAUAAGUCCGUACGCGACUUUUGCGGUGGGCGGCGAGACAGCCGCGACGCUUGACCACACGCUACAGUUCCGCACGUUUGGGCAUCGUGACAACGACGCGCCGCCGCACCGACCCUGCAGGAAGCACCCGCAACGGCACAGGGAGAGGGCAGACGUUGAAAAGCACCACUCAGAUUGCGAGCUGCAGCAGCUGAGUCGCUACGAGAAGGUCCGGCCACGGCACUGCGCCGGCACCUCCUACUGCGUGCCGCUCUCGCAUCAUGGUGGUGGAGGUGGCAGCGGCGGUGGGAGCGGAGGCGGCUUCUCGGAGGUUUACGCGGGCGAUUCCAGCGCGGAGUCAGGUCCAGGUUCCCUCUCGCCGCGCACUCAUCAUGAGCACAGCUAGCGCCGUGGUAAAGGAACUUCAAUACACACGACUAGUCUUAGAAGAUCGACUAAGCAACUUUAAACUGCCAAUUAUAAGAGUUCAAGGACAAUCUUAAAUUUAUGAUGUGAUGUAACUUGAACUUAGGAUUUAACAGAAUGUCAUUCUUGUAUGUACUUAACUAUAUAGUCAUCCUUUACGUGUUGUUUUUGAGACGACCACCAGAUGGUUAGCGGGCGAAGAUAAAUGCAUUCGAUUUGAGUCAAAGCGAUUCCUCUUAUUUCCGUCAAUCUUUGAUGAAAUUUCUUUACAUUUUGAUAUUUUCUACUAAGAAUGUCAAUCAAUAUUAUGGAAAUUGUCUCUGCCCGCUGAUAUCAUUUCGCCACUGGCCAUAAACAUCGCAGGAAUUGUAAAUCAUACCUCCAUUUUCGAACUCAAUUGAUCUAAUGUCUCUCGAUGCUGAAAUCUAUAAAUUAAAUAAUCUCUAACUAAAAUAAAAUCA